This is a messenger RNA of Ctenocephalides felis (cat flea), 1143 nucleotides long. RefSeq names its product HIV Tat-specific factor 1-like. Gene Ontology annotation, cellular component: U2 snRNP; U2-type spliceosomal complex. NCBI's taxonomy places the organism in Eukaryota, Metazoa, Arthropoda, Insecta, Siphonaptera, Pulicidae. The record is from RefSeq and is a predicted model, not a curated record. Gene Ontology annotation, biological process: mRNA splicing, via spliceosome. Gene Ontology annotation, molecular function: RNA binding.
GAUGAUAAAAAUGAAUGGGUUUCCAGAGUGGCUGAAUCGAACACUUCAACGGACGAUAGUUCUGUGCCUAAACAGGGUGAAUAUGGAUUUGAGGGCGAUCAUCAUACUUACACCGAUGCCGAGGGUGUCGUUUAUAUUUGGGACACAGAAAAAUCUGCAUGGUUCCCGAAGGUAGAUGAUGAGUUUAUGGCUAGGUAUCAGCUUAGUUACGGAGUAAAUCCUCCAGAAAGUAACGCAGAACAAACUAGUGUAAAUGAGCCAAAGGAAUGUCGUGAAUCUGGUGCAGAAAAAAUGACAAAGGAAGAAGCUUCCGACAAAGCAUCAGAAGGCAAAAAACGUCCUGCGCCACAAGAACCUGCAUGGUUUGAUAUACCUAAUGAACAAAAUACAAAGGUUUACGUAACUGGUUUACCAGAAGACAUCACGGAAGAGGAAUUUGUAGAAGUCAUGUCUAAGUGUGGUCUUGUUGAGCGUGAUUCUAAAACUCAGAAAAUGAAAGUGAAAAUCUACAUGGACAGUAAUGGUUAUCCAAAAGGAGAUGCUCUUUGCACGUACAUAAGAGUAGAAUCUGUUGAAUUGGCUCUUAACCUUUUGGAUGGUUCAGAUGUACGGGGUCAUCGUAUUGGGGUGCAACGAGCUAAAUUUGAAAUGAAGGGUGAUUAUAAUCCUGCUCUGAAGCCAAAGAAGGCGCGCAAAAAGGACAAAGACAAGCAAAAGAAAAUGAAGGAAAAGCUUUUCGAUUGGCGUCCAGAGAAAAUGCGCGGAGAACGUUCGAAGCACGAACGAAUUGUCAUUUUACGUAAUUUAUUCGAACCGAAACUAUUUGAUGAGCACGUUGAGUUAAUUUUAGAAUUCCAGCAAGAUUUGCGAGAAGAGUGUUCUAAACUUGGAGAAGUUAGACGUGUGGUUUUAUAUGAUAGGCAUCCAGAAGGAGUUGCCCAAAUAACUAUGGCUGAGCCCGAACAAGCUGACGCCGUUGUCGCCUUGAUGAACGGUAGGUGGUUCAAUAAACGACAACUGAAAGCAGAAAUCUGGGACGGUAAAACAAAAUUCAAAAUUGGAGAAACCGACUCAGAGAUAAGUCAGCGUUUGGAGGGUUGGGAUAAAUUUUUGGAGGGCGAAGAAAAGAGGAGAAAGAAAUAA